AUGCCGAUGAGGAAUAACCAGCCAAGGCGGGAUUUUGUUGCAAGGGUGCUUCAGAAGCGCAAGGGAAAUUCUGAAGUCGUGUCAAAGGAGAAGCGACAAGAAGGGGAGUACUGUUGCAAGAAACAUCUGCACGCCACUGGAACUCAGAGAGUAACAUUUUACACAGGCACCGGAGAUCCCUCCAUAUCUUUAGAGGAAGCAAUAAGGGAUGCGGAACUACAUUACUAA
Messenger RNA from Oldenlandia corymbosa var. corymbosa, 228 nucleotides. The record is from the annotation of a GenBank genome assembly. NCBI's taxonomy places the organism in Eukaryota, Viridiplantae, Streptophyta, Magnoliopsida, Gentianales, Rubiaceae.